Messenger RNA from Papilio machaon (common yellow swallowtail), 1237 nucleotides. RefSeq names its product evolutionarily conserved signaling intermediate in Toll pathway, mitochondrial (gene ECSIT). The transcript has 5 exons. The record is from RefSeq and is a predicted model, not a curated record. Gene Ontology annotation, cellular component: mitochondrion. Bases 110 to 1237 code for a protein of 375 amino acids. Lineage: Eukaryota; Metazoa; Arthropoda; Insecta; Lepidoptera; Papilionidae.
AUGUCAAAUCAAAUUGUCAAACGAAAACACAACAUAACCUCAAAAUGUUGCUUUAAAAGUGUUACAAUUAAGUUCUAAAUGUAGUAAUAUUAAGCCAAUGAAUUGAAAGAUGGCUCUUAAAAUGCUUGGAAAUAUGUUAAGAACAACACGUACCACUUCUAGUCUCGUAGUUACGAGGUGGAAGAGCUCUAAUACCGAAAAAAAACUAACAGUUUACGACCCCUACGUAACAAAACCACAGAAAAAUAAAGAGACCUAUUUAGAAGUUAUAAGAAUGUUCGAAGGGCACGAUAUUCGACGACGAGGACAUGUGGAAUUUAUCUAUGCUUCAUUGGCUCGAAUGAAAGAAUUUGGGGUAGAAAAAGACUUGGAAGUGUAUAAAGCUUUAGUGGAUGUACUACCGAAGGGAAAAUUUAUACCAACAAAUAUUUUUCAAGCUGAAUUCUUGCAUUAUCCAAAACAACAACAGUGUGCUGUUGAUUUAUUAGAACAAAUGGAAGAUAAUAAUGUAAUGCCGGAUUCUGAAAUGGAAGAAAUGCUUAUGAAUAUAUUUGGCAGAAGAGGUAUUCCACUACGUAAAUUUUGGAGAAUGAUGUACUGGAUGCCUAAAUUUAAAAACCUCAGCCCAUGGUAUUUACCGGAACAACUACCAAAUGAUACAAUGGAAUUGGCAAUGUUAGCUAUACAGAGAAUAACAUCGGUGGAUCCGGAUACUAAAAUAAGUAUAUGGCAGACAGAAGAGAUAGAAGCAUCUUUAGAUAAGACCUGGAUAGUAAGUGCACAGAGUAGAAUGCAGCAAGUGUUACUCGGGGAACAGCCUCCAGAUGAACCAUUGACCAUCAAAGGUCCAUACUCUGUUUACUUGAGAGAUCAAGUUGUAACUUACUUCACAUUACUUGGUAAGAUAAGACCAGAACACAAAGAUGAUAAAGAUUUAGAUGAUGUGUCAAAUAUUGAAAAGCCUCCUGGUAUACCAGGGUUUAUUGGUAAAACGACUUUACCAGCAGUUAAAUGCACAGUGCAUGAGCAGGAUAAUGGCACUAUUGUUGCUGUUUGUGCUACAGGAACAUCAUCAAGAGAUUCUCUCCUGUCAUGGAUAAGGUUAUUAGAGAAGUAUGGUAACCCAGUGCUAUCAGAUAUACCAGUUAUAUUCACACUAAUAGCCCCACCAGCCGACAUAGCAAUACAAGAGACACAACCAGCUGUAAAGGAUGGUAGAGAAACAACCAAAUCAUAG